AUGCUAAUCUUACAACAGUGGGAGCCGUCAGUGGACCCAAACUUCCCAUCACAUAUCCCAUUCUGGAUAAAAGUCCAGGGAGUCCCUCUACAUCUAUGGAAUGAAGCAGUCUUGAGGAGCAUAGGAGAGGAUCUUGGAACCUAUGAAACCUGCGAGAUACUCCAAGGGACAAUGCGUAUGAGAGUUCACGUAAACGGCCUGCUACCACUGUUAACAACAUACACAUUGGAAUUGGGAAGUGGAGUGGAAAUCACAGUGAAACUGGUCUAUGAGAAAUUGGAAAAACAUUGUUCUCGUUGUCUAAGAUUGGAUCACGAAGCUGAAGAUUGCCCUGAAGCUAAAGUUGAAAAGGAUGUGGCUCAGCAGAGGAACCAUAGACAGGACUCGACCAACUCCAACCGUGUGAGAGAGGCAUAUACAGAGAGGAGGGAACACGAUAAGAGGAGUACUGGAGCUCAUAACCAGAGUGGUUACAAUCCGACUCGAGCAAACUCAAGGAACAGCCAUCAAACUCUUGGAGAAAGACAUUUUCCGCGAGACAGAAGAUAUGAAUCAUGGAGUUCUAAAGAACAUUCAAGAGAGGAGGCAAUAACAAAACCCUACCACAGAAACCAACACGCAGGAGAUCUGUUCCGCAACAGUCGAGAAGGAGAACGAUGGGUGGAAACAGGACGUCGCCUCCACAGGUCACCCCCUCAUAGAGAAAGAACAGAUACAAUGGAAAGAGGAAGAAAAUCCCCCUCCUCUCAUAGAGGGAGUAGAGACGCUGAUAGAAAUUUAUCCCAGUCCUACCGAAGCAAGGGAGCCGAGAUAUCCUCGGAAUCUCUACAUACCCCCGCUGCAAACCGAGGAGAAUUCGAAGGGAUCAGCGAAGCAAUACCUGAAGAAGUCAUGGCUGAGGCUAGAGAAUAA
This is a messenger RNA of Brassica oleracea var. oleracea, 912 nucleotides long. RefSeq lists its product as uncharacterized. Bases 1 to 912 code for a protein of 303 amino acids. The transcript has a single exon. The record is from RefSeq and is a predicted model, not a curated record. Lineage: Eukaryota; Viridiplantae; Streptophyta; Magnoliopsida; Brassicales; Brassicaceae.